This is a messenger RNA of Leptonychotes weddellii (Weddell seal), 2554 nucleotides long. RefSeq names its product major facilitator superfamily domain containing 8 (gene MFSD8). The record is from RefSeq and is a predicted model, not a curated record. Gene Ontology annotation, molecular function: transmembrane transporter activity. Gene Ontology annotation, biological process: transmembrane transport. Gene Ontology annotation, cellular component: lysosomal membrane. Lineage: Eukaryota; Metazoa; Chordata; Mammalia; Carnivora; Phocidae.
UGGGAGGGAGCAGGAGGUGUCGCGAGAGUUGGUCUCACCGCCUCGUGGGCGGUGUAACCAUGGCGAGCUUGGGGAUCGAGGCAGAGCAAGAGCCACUCUUAGGCGACCGCACAGCCGGAAGCAGAGAAUGGGAUAUUAUAGAAACUGAAGAACAUUAUAAGAGCCGAUGGAUAUCUAUUAGGAUUCUAUAUCUUACCAUGUUUCUCAGCAGUGUAGGAAAUGUGGCAGUUAUUAGAUCAUAUAUUGCUGGUGCUACUUCCCUCCAGGAAAGAACAAGUUCCAUGGCAAACACUAGCGCAUGUCAAGCAUUAGGUUUUAUUCUAGGUCCAGUUUUUCAGACUUGUUUUGCUCUCAUUGGAGAAAAAGGCGUGACAUGGGAUACCAUUAAACUACAGAUAAACAUGUACACAGCACCAGUUUUACUUGGAGCGUUCCUGGGAGUUUUAAAUAUUAUUCUGAUCCUUAUUCUAUUAAGAGAACAUCGUGUGGAUGACUCAGGACGACAGUGUAAAAAUGUUAAUUUUGAAGAAGCAAGUACAGAUGAAGUUCAGGUUCCCCAAGGAAAUAUUGAUCAAGUUGCUGUUGUGGCCACCAAUGUUCUGUUUUUCGUGGUUCUAUUUAUCUUUGCCCUUUUUGAAACAAUCGUUACUCCAUUAACAAUGGAUAUGUAUGCCUGGACUAGAGAACAAGCUGUAUUAUAUGAUGGAAUAAUACUUGCUGCUCUUGGAGUUGAGGCGGUUAUUAUUUUCAUGGGGAUUAAAUUACUUUCCAAGAAGAUUGGCGAGCGUGCUAUUCUACUGGGAGGAUUCAUCGUUGUAUGGGUUGGCUUCUUUAUCUUGUUACCUUGGGGAAAUCAGUUUCCCAAAAUACAGUGGGAAGAUUUACAUAAUAAUUCAAUUCCUAAUACCACAUUUGGGGAAAUUAUUAUUACUCUUUGGAAAUCUCCAAGAGAAGAUCACAGUGAAGGACCAACUGGUUGCCCAGUUGAACAAGCCUGGUGCUUCUACACCCCCAUGAUCCAUCUGGCCCAGUUCCUCACAUCAGCUGUGCUAAUUGGAAUAGGCUAUCCGUCCUGUAAUGUUAUGUCCUAUACAUUAUAUUCAAAAAUUCUGGGACCAAAACCUCAGGGUGUGUACAUGGGCUGGUUAACAGCUUCUGGAAGCGCAGCACGGAUUCUUGGGCCUGUGUUCAUCAGCCAACUGUACACUUCCUUGGGCCCACGAUGGGCAUUCAGCCUUGUGUGUGGAAUAGUGGUACUUGCCAUCCUGCUCCUGGUUGUGGUUUACAAAAGACUUGUUGCUUUUUCUGUAAGGCAUGGAAGGAUUCAAGAGUAACAUAACUAACCCUGUGAUGGAAAGUACUUGUUGUAUAGGACCUCCUCUUUCAGGGCUCUGCUAGGUCAUUGCCAUGAGUCAGUUUCCAAAAGUCAGGCUGCUAAUAUUGUAUAUUUUGAAUAACAAGAACAUAUAUUGAAUAAUACAGGGAAUUGAAUGUGUAAUUGUGAAUAGUAAGAUAAUAUAAAAACACUCUGGUUCAUAAUUUCCUUAUUUCAAAAAAUAUUCUAUCAUAACAUCUCUUUUGGGGUUGCAUGAACUCAUGAGUGAAUGGAAAAUGGUUUAUAAAUAUGAAGUUGUACUCUUAACUCAGACUGCAGAGGUAUCAUUAAAAUAAUGAGAAAAUAUGCAGUGAAACCAUAAGGAAAGUUCUGUAUGAAUUACCUGUAACAAAAAAAAUGAAAUUAUAGAAAUUACCUAAAUAGAAGUACCUCUGUUUGAAGAUACCUGCUUUUUAUUUAUUAAAAAAUGCAGUUUCUAUUAUCAAAUUUCCUAUGAAAUAAAAAUCAUGACUCUUAAAUUUUCUAUUUACCAUAGCCUGCCGUUCUACCUGCCGUUCUAUAAGUCAUUAUCUUUAAUACUACACCUUUUGUCCUAUUUUAGUUCAGGAUCUCACUAAGUAACCCCUAAGUUAAUAGGUAAGCACAAAUAAUGCUAAUAUUUGAGCAAUAAAGAGGAUUAAGAGAUCAAGAUGAAUUACACUACCUUUAAUAGGACUAAUUACAGUUUUCUUUCAAGUACUAAUAACUCACUUUAGAAACGUAAGCCAAGUGUGUUACUAUAUACGUAUACUGAAUAGCAAACUGUUUAUUAAAAUUAUUGGCAUUUUUCAAUUCUCUUAAAUUCUGGAGAAAACUAUCACUUUAAUUAUUUACUUUUCUCAUCUCUCGGUAGUGACAGGGAAGACACAACAGUUUUCAAACUGUCUGUGUAGCUAUUCAGAACUGCAGAAUUUUAAAUUUGCAUGGGCCAUGACAGCCCCAACCAAGUUAAGCUAAUAAAUAAAUAUUUGAGGUAAAAUUGCUUUACUCUUAACAGUUUACUGAGUUUACUUGAAGUUGGCUAAAUCACACUCUCUAUGUAUACAUUUCUACCUCUACAUAUGUUGAAUGCUGAUAAGAAGAACUAGUAUAGAAUUAUGUAUGUGGAUAAUCAAUAUUACCAAAAAAUGCAAAAAUAGUUCUAAAUAUUUUUCCAGAUGUUUCCUAUGUUAAGUUUUA